Molecule: messenger RNA, 758 nt
Organism: Phaeodactylum tricornutum CCAP 1055/1
Lineage: Eukaryota; Bacillariophyta; Bacillariophyceae; Surirellales; Neidiaceae
Exons: 1
Coding region: 313-693 (126 amino acids)
Source: RefSeq, a predicted model, not a curated record
CACAAGAAUGUCAUCGAAGAACACUUUCGUCGAUUUCACGCUCUUCUUUGUGGUUCCUCGCGAAGAAAACCCACUUCGGUGUCAGAGCAGUCGGCGGAGGAAUCGUGACGCAGAGACGACACCACCGAAUUCGAUUCCCAAGCAGAACUAUCUGCAUUCCGUACAGCUCAGUCGACGAGAACGAAGUGUAAAUUCCUACAGGUUUGGAGACUGUGUUGAUACUCACAAUUUGGAUCUGUACCUACCACAAAUUUUAGUUUUGGAUCAAAUAAAGAGUUGCAGAAUUACUACUCCCUUUUUCGAUCCGUAACAAUGGCCUCCUACGUUAACCGCAACCUUUCCCAAAUGAACGAAGCCAUCAACCAGCUCGAUUGGAACAAAAACGCCAAACGCGCAGUCCAACGUACAUCCCCCUGGGUCGCACUUUUCGGUUUGGGUUUGGUCGGCGGAAUGGCGGCGGCAUCUAGCCUUACGACGGCAGUCGCCAAGGAACAUUUCAAACCCGGCUUAGAGAAAGAAUUUGGCACGGCCGACGGAUAUUUUCCGUCCGCCACUCCGGGAGCGUCCCUGUCUAAACCGCCGGCGAAUCGUAAUGUCGUGGUCGGCAAGCACUAUGAUGCGAUUGGAGAUCGCCUCCGCAACACCAAAACGCGUCGGGGACGGAUCCGUGGUGACACUGUGGUGGCGGAAUAGAUUUUUGGGUUUCCUUCUUGUACAUACCAUGCUUACACGUUUACCGGUAGAACAGUUUUCACAUU